Nyctereutes procyonoides (raccoon dog) is the source of this 894-nucleotide messenger RNA. It is a transcript of the gene NIP7, whose product is annotated as nucleolar pre-rRNA processing protein NIP7. Gene Ontology annotation, cellular component: nucleus; preribosome, large subunit precursor; nucleolus. The record is from RefSeq and is a predicted model, not a curated record. Bases 116 to 658 code for a protein of 180 amino acids. Gene Ontology annotation, biological process: ribosome assembly; ribosomal large subunit biogenesis. NCBI's taxonomy places the organism in Eukaryota, Metazoa, Chordata, Mammalia, Carnivora, Canidae. Gene Ontology annotation, molecular function: RNA binding. The transcript has 5 exons.
GCGGGCGGGGGGCGCGGGCGCGGGGAGCGACGGCCAGGCCGCCGGGGAGGCCGGCGACCGACUUCCGCUUCCGGCCCCGGGGCCGGCGGAUCCGGCGCUGCGACCCGGCGGCAACAUGCGGCCUCUGACUGAAGAGGAGACCCGCGUGAUGUUUGAGAAGAUGGCGAAAUACAUCGGCGAGAAUCUCCAGCUGCUGGUGGACAGGCCGGACGGCACCUACUGUUUCAGGCUGCACAACGACCGCGUGUACUACGUGAGUGAGAAGAUCCUGAAGUUGGCCGCCAACAUCUCUGGGGACAAGCUGGUGUCGCUGGGGACCUGCUUCGGGAAAUUCACCAAGAGUCACAGAUUCCGGUUACACAUCACAGCUCUGGAUUACCUCGCACCCUAUGCCAAGUAUAAAGUGUGGAUAAAGCCUGGAGCAGAGCAGUCUUUCCUGUAUGGGAACCAUGUGUUGAAAUCGGGACUGGGUCGAAUCACUGAAAAUACUUGCCAGUACCAGGGAGUGGUGGUGUACUCCAUGGCAGACGUCCCUUUGGGUUUUGGGGUGGCAGCAAAGUCUACACAAGACUGCAGGAAAGUAGACCCCAUGGCGAUUGUGGUAUUUCAUCAAGCAGACAUUGGGGAAUAUGUGCGGCAUGAAGAGACAUUGACUUAAAACGAAAUCAUCGCAAGGACUUAUGGCUGUGUGGAACGGCCUAGCUUUGUUUCCUGUGUCUGUGUAGGCUCCAUCAUCAUGUUGAAUUUUGUCAACACUGUGACUUCUUCAGGGACUUCUUAGUUUAAUAUUCUCACUAUUACGGACGAUGCAGGUUGGAUUCUUACGCGGAAAUGGCUCAAAAAUGGUGUUUCAGAUCUUUGUGACUAAAAAGAAUGCUGUGUUUUAUAUUUGAA